This is a messenger RNA of Lasiosphaeria miniovina, 3583 nucleotides long. Its product is annotated as replication factor RFC1 C terminal domain-containing protein. Bases 211 to 3357 code for a protein of 1048 amino acids. The record is from RefSeq and is a predicted model, not a curated record. Gene Ontology annotation, molecular function: ATP binding; DNA clamp loader activity; DNA binding. Gene Ontology annotation, biological process: DNA repair; DNA replication. Gene Ontology annotation, cellular component: nucleus; DNA replication factor C complex. The transcript has 5 exons. NCBI's taxonomy places the organism in Eukaryota, Fungi, Ascomycota, Sordariomycetes, Sordariales, Lasiosphaeriaceae.
GGCCCAGGCACUCGCGUCACCACUUUAGUCGCAUUUCCAGCUCGCGUCAAACGAUUUCCAUCCGUGGAAUAUUGCUUCCAGUUCAGCUCCCGCCAGUGCCUGAAACCUAACCCCGCAAAUAAACCGACUUAAGAUGCCGCUUCGUAUUCAAUUGCUGCACUGAUAAAUUCUUGGGAUUUUACUUCCUCAACGACCGCUUCGCACUACAAGAUGCCUGACAUCCGCUCCUUCUUCGGGCCCAAAGGGGGAGCACCACCUCCAAAACCUUUGCCUAAGAAAGCGGAUGAUACCACCAAAAAGUUGCGGACCAAGGGGCGAAAGGUCAUUGACGAUAGCGAUGAUGACGAUGAUAUGGUUGUCGAGGUCAAAAAACCAACCCGGUCUACUCCGAGGAAGAAGGCAUCACAGCCGACAGAGGUUAAAGGGGUGGAGACUUCCGCGUCUCAAUACUUCGCAUCUGCCAAACCAAAGGCGGCUACCUCACAGUCAACACCGAAAGCUGCAUCCAAGACACACGUGGGACCUGGCGUUGAGGUCCGCAUGAGCCCUCGCACGAAACCGACUGCUUCCAGAGUUGCCCCAGAGCCAGCCACGAAUGGGUCAAACGGCGCCAAAAAGAAACCCGCCCCGAAUUAUGCGAACCCUAGCCGAGACGAUGAUUUUGUCGACGAUGACGAUGAGGAUGGCGAGGACAUCUUCAUGACCGACGUCAAGGGCGGCAACAAGAGAAAGAACGACGACUAUGCCGAGGAAGAAAGCGAGGAAGAAUUCUUGCCAAAACCUAAGCGUGUCGUAUCUCGUGCCGGCAAGCCCCAGGCCAAGGCCGAUUCCUCCGAAGAUUUCAAGCCGACGCCCUCUAAAAGCGCCAAGAAAGCCGCAACUCCAAGCCGCAAGCGGAAAACCCCUGUUUCCGACAGCGAGGACGAGGAAGAUGACGAAAUCAAGCCCGCAAAGAAGCCCGCGCCGGCCAAGCCACGGGCUCCGAGAGCCAAGAAAGCAGCCGAGCCGGAGCCGGACGACAUUCGUGACAUACUUGACAAUGUUCCCACAGUUCAGGCACCGGAUGCCCCUGCCAAGGAUCCGAAUGCGAAGUUCGACUGGAGGAAAGGUGCUGGAGGGGGUAACGCAGGGCCCCCUCCCAUGGCCGGAGCGGCUGACAUCCCCGACGGGGAGGAUAAUUGCCUCAUGGGCAAGUCGUUUGUUUUCACUGGGCUACUCAAGACCAUCAGCCGCGACGAAGGCGUAGCUCUUGUUAAGAGAUAUGGCGGCAAGGUUACAGGAGCGCCGAGCAGCAAAACCGACUUCGUCGUUCUCGGUGACGAUGCUGGCCCCAGUAAAUUGAGAAAGAUCCAGGAGCACGGAAUCAAGGCGAUUGAUGAAGCAGGAUUGUUCUACCUCAUCAAAACCAUGCCCGCUCACGGUGGCACUGGAAAGGGCGCCGAGAAGGCCAAGCAAAAGCGAGAGGUAGAGGAGAAGAAGGCCUGCGACGAGGCUGUUCAGAUGGAGCGCGAAGAGAAGGCACGGCAGCAGGAGGCGGCCAAGGCGGCCAAGAUAGCCGCUGCUGCUCGUGGAGUGGCUGCUUCUGCUCCUGUCCAAACACGUCCACUCUCCCAGCUGUGGACGACGAAAUAUGCCCCCACCCAGCUCAACCAAAUCUGCGGCAAUAAAGCCAACGUGGAAAGGAUACAGUCGUGGCUCAAAAACUGGCCCAAGCACAAGAAAUACGACUUCCAGAGGCGAGGUGCCGAUGGCAUGGGCGGGUUCCGUGCCAUUAUAAUAUCUGGGCCGCCAGGCAUCGGCAAGACCACUGCAGCCCAUCUCGCAGCCAAUCUGGAAGGCUACGACGUGCUCGAGAGUAACGCAAGUGACACCCGCAGUAAAAAGCUCGUCGAAAGCGGAGUUAGCGACGUGCUCAACAACACAUCGCUGCUGGGAUUUUUUGCUGGAGACGGCAAGAAAGUCGAUGUUGGCAAGAAGAAGAUGGUCCUAGUGAUGGACGAGGUUGAUGGCAUGUCUGCUGGCGACCGAGGUGGUGUUGGUGCCCUUGCCAAGUUUUGCAAGAAGACAGAGGUCCCUCUCAUCUUGAUCUGCAACGAGCGCAGACUUCCCAAGAUGAAGCCUUUUGAUCAUGUCGCAUUCGACAUCAAGUUUCAACGACCUACCGUCGACCAGAUUCGGUCCCGGGUCAUGACCAUCGCGCAUAGAGAGGGCAUGAAGCUGCCGGCUCAGGUUGUCAAUGCACUAAUUGAGGGCAGCAACAAGGACAUCAGGCAGAUCGUCAAUAUGCUUUCGACGGCAAAGCUAGACCAAGUCUUGAUGGACUUUGACCAGACCAAGUCGAUGACCAAGGCCUGGGAGAAGCACGUCAUCCUCAAGCCCUGGGACAUCUGUCAGAAGAUGAUCGGGGGCGGCCUCUUCGGCCCGGCCAGCAAAGCGACGCUGAAUGACAAGAUUGAGCUAUACUUCAAUGACCACGAAUUCAGCUACCUGAUGAUCCAGGAGAACUACCUUCGGUCAAAGCCAGCCCUGCUCAGCUCUCAAGGCUAUAGUCCAAGAGAGCAAAACAUGAAGUACCUCGAGCUUGUCGACCAGGCAGCGGAAAGCAUCAGCGAUGGCGACCUCGUCGACCGUAUGAUCCACGGUCCCCAGCAACAGUGGAGCCUGAUGCCUACGCAUGCUGUAUUCAGUACUGUUCGGCCCUCUAGCUUCAUUGCCGGCUCUUUCGGGGGCCAGACGGCCUUCACAUCUUGGCUGGGCAACAAUAGCAAGUAUGGGAAACUUGGUCGCUUUGUGCGCGAAGUACACUCGCACAUGCGGCUCAAGACCUCUGGAGACCACAAUGAAGUCCGCCAGCAAUAUCUGCCCGUGCUCUGGCACCAAAUUGUCAAGAGGCUUGAGGUUGAGGGUAGAGAUUGCGUGGAAGAGGUCAUUGAGCUGAUGGACAGCUACUAUCUCACACGAGAAGACUUUGACUCGAUCAAGGAACUUGGGGUAGGAUACCAAGCGGAGGAACAUAUUAAUAUUGAAACGCAGACCAAGGCCGCUUUUACGAGAACCUAUAACGCCAUGUCACAUCCCCUUCCCUUCAUGAAAGCCAGCAGCGUUGUGGCACCAAAGAAGGGCAGCAGGGACGUUCCCGAUCUCGAAGAGGCCAUUGAGGAAGAAGACGAGGGUGACGCUGUCGAGGCGGUGGAAGUGGAUGAGGAGGAGCUGGACCUCAAGACGGACAAGUAUAUCAAACAGCCCAAAAAGACGGCCAAGAAGCCGGCGAAGAAAGCCGCCAAAGCUAAUGAUGAUGACGACGACGAUGACGACGGCGGAAAGGCCAAGGGCCGUAGAAGGCCCAAAAAGAAGUGAUAGUCUCAUGUUGGGGGAGCUGUACAGGCAACCGUUUCCUUUUGGCGAACAAGCAUAAAGUAUCAGCUGUUGUUGGUGGAAAGGUUAUCUUGUUGACUAGGUGGUCAGUACAUUUACGCAUCGAUAUCCCAUGGCAAUGGAAUGCCGGCUGUUUUGGAAUAGAGCAGAGCCACGUUUUAUAUCUUUCGGUGCGGCGUAAAAAUACUAUCAUUUAGUCCUUUGAAAG